AUGGCUUCCAUCUUCCGUCUAGACCGCCGAAGCGGCCAGACCUACUUUGAAACUGAGAUGACUCCGAUUCAUCCCCACGGUCCGGCCUGGGUGCACGAGACCCCCUACCUACCGGAAGGGUGGGAGUCGACGAGCAGAGUCGGCGCCCCGACGCUGAAACACUCCGCCAUGAUACAGACCCUCUCGAACCAGCGGAAUCUCGUGCCCGGAUUGUUUGUGAACGUUCCCUGGCCGAUCGCGAGUUAUUUGUGGGAUUGUCUUGGGAGGAGUCGGAAACGGACCCUGUAUAUGUGGAAGGUGUUUGCUACCGCGUAUCCCGAGGAGUUCGCGCGGGUCGCGCACUAUCGGUCCAUGAAGAUCGGAGGUCUGAGGCUCUCGCUCCGGGAUUACCUGGGCAUGGCGAAGAGCGAGACGCUGAAAUGGCGCGCCGUCCUGACGCUGGGGUCGUUGUUCGCGACGAUCCCAGAGCUGGUGGAGAUCUCGGACGUCAGGAACCUGGUGGCUCUGGAGGUUGCGACUCAGACUCAGGUGGGCGCGAUACGUCUCGCGGAUGGUCCCGACGCCGACAUAGAAGAGACGCAGGGGACAGCGCUGAAUGAUCGCAUCGUGCGGACUUGGAGCGAGAGGGCGCGCACGACGGGGGCGUUGGCCCAUCUGCGCGUCCUGCGCGUCUACUACCAGGCGGAUCUGUCGAGGGCAGCGCUGCGCUAUCUGGCGCAAUUGCCGGCCCUGCGGUUCAUCGUCGCCUACGAGUGUUCGGGGCUUUUGGGUUGUAUGCGCGAAGGCGAGGUCGUAGAUGGCUGGGAAAAGAGUUCCUUUGAGCCAUUCCUCUCGAAAGAUCUCUACUCGUCGUACCAGGCUAGUCUGUCUGGCGACGUGGAUAGCGAGCCGUCCACCGUGGGACCGAAUUGUCCUGUGUUGGAUUUCCAGCUGGGAGGCAGGAUGGAUGCGUUGCCGUUGACGAGUGCUCGGGGUCGGGCCAAGAUGCUGUGUUUACGACGCACCAGGGCAGAGGCUGGACCCGCCACGAAAAGGUUAAAAGUGACACGCCCUGUUGAAGCUGGACCCCGGAAACCAGUGAUGAAGGAUCGUCGGGCCAAGGAUCUCAGCGAUGUGCUGGGGAAUUUUCUUGGGGGAAUGUAG
This is a messenger RNA of Aspergillus affinis, 1143 nucleotides long. RefSeq lists its product as uncharacterized. Lineage: Eukaryota; Fungi; Ascomycota; Eurotiomycetes; Eurotiales; Aspergillaceae. The coding region runs from base 1 to 1143 and encodes 380 amino acids. The transcript has 2 exons. The record is from RefSeq and is a predicted model, not a curated record.